GAUGAAUCAAGAGAAAGAGCAGCAAUCAUACUAUAAAAUACUUUUUAGGUCGGGUUGGACGGGAAAUUAUUUAGCUUUCGUUCAUGACGUAAGGACCAAAAUGCAUUCAGCCUUAAUGUCAUCAUCUAGCGAAAAACACGUUCACAGUUCUGCCCUAUUCCUAACAAGAACAAUAUUAUAGCUGCGUCAAACGAACGAUAAUAAGAAAUGAGUUUUGAAAAGCCAAAGAAUUCUGAAAAAAUGUUUUUAUUAGAUAAAACGAAGAGUUUCGUUACCAUUUCCUGACAUUAUAACAACGAUGUCGUAUUCUGAAUUUCCAAGAAAACGGAAAUUCUGCGUGGAUCUCAGCCAAAAUGUUUUCAAAGGAGGUCUGCAGGUGGCUUUCAAUUAAGUUUCAAAAAGAGCAUCGUGUUUCAUAGUUCCUCUCUCAAUACAAGUCAAGUUCAAUUUAAAGUCAAUUUGCUUCCAUAGGUCUCUUUAUCGAUUUUGAAAAGUGAAGGAAGACUGCGAUACUCACUCAGGCAAGUUCAUAGCAUAGGAGAAGUACUAUGGUUCUGUUAUCAUCAUGAUAGGAUAUAGCUAAACCAAAGAUAUCAUUUUGAAAGAAUAGCGUGAAUGUUUGAAUCAGCAGAAUGAGCCGCUAAUACGUUAGGGAAUGGGUCUUAAAGGAGUCUGUUACUUUAUAUUUAAAUGUCUUUUUUUGCAUGCAUCGAGACGACGGCCGUUCGCUGUACUUAGUAAAAAACUGUUUCUGCCUUUGAGGAAUUGCAUUUAAAAAGCUUUGACAACUUCUUAUUGGGAAAAAAUAAGUGAAACUUUUGAUAAAGCUUUAGACGUACGUGCAAUGGGAUUGUUUUAGCAUCCGUGUCUUUUCGAAUUGUGCCAUAUCUCACUCUUGCUUUUUUACGUUAAGCUUUGAAUUUGUGGCAUGUAUUUCAUAUCGCUCGUCAUGCGUGUCUGCGAUAUGCCAUACUACUUGAAAAAUAGCCAAACAAUAAGUGCCUCUGCAAUUACCAUAUUCCAGUGUUUUUCUGUGGACGGCCACAUAUUUACAGUUCUGACCUAUUCGUAACAAGAACAAUAUUGUAACAGCGUCAAACAAACGAUAAUAGGAAACGAAUUUUGGAAAGCCAAAGAAUUCAAAAAAAGUUUUUUUUUUUAGAUAAAACUAAGAGUUUCGUUGCCAUUUGCUUGCAUCGAGUUUCAAAGAAAACAGAAAUUCUGCGUGAAUCUCAGCCAAAAUGUUUUUAAAGAAAGUCUGCAGGUGGUAUUAAAAGAAGUUUUAAAAAGAGCAUCGUGUUUCAUAGUUUUUUUUAAUUUAAGCAUGUUGUGGUCUGUGAACUUCCUCUUUCAAUACAAGUCAAAUUCCAUUGGAAGUCAAUUUGUUUCCAAAUGUCUCUUUGUCGAUUUUGAAAAGUGAAGGAAGACACUCAGGCAACUUCAUAGCAUAGGAGAAGUAGCUUCUGUUAUCAUCAUGAUAGGACAGAGCUAAACCAAAGAUAUCAUUUUGUGAAAUUUUUAAUACGCGUUGUCAGGGGCAGCGAACUGUGUGCCAACUGUUAAAGGAUUCUGUUACUUCAUAACACAGGGACUACGACCGUUCGCUGUACCUGGUAAAAACUGUUUCUGCCUCUGAGGAAUUGCAUUCAAAAAGCUUUGACUUCUUAUUGGAUAAAAUUAGUAAAACCUUUGAUUAAACCAUAAACGAACGCGCAGUUGGACUGUUUUAGUUUCCGUGUCUUAUCGACUAGCGCCAUAUCUCACGCUUGCUUUCUUACACCAAGUUUUAAAUUUGUCAUAUGCAUGACACAUCGCUCGACAUGCGUGUCUGCGAUAUUUCGUACCGCUUGGAAAACAGCCAAACAAUAAGUGCCUCUGCAGUUAUCGUAUUCCCCGUUUUUCCGUGGGUACACUCAAAUUUGUAUCACUAUGCUGUCAAACUUUAUGAUUUCAUUUCAGGUGAAAUUAUAUAACUACAAUGGGAGUCCAAGAGUUCUUUCAUUUACCAGUUUUCCUCUUCAUGUUGGUAUUGUCUCGCUCAGUUGUUGCUCAGUACCACUGUGAUACACGUGAAGUCUCCAUUUUUGGUAAGAUGCUUCAAAAACACAUUCUUAAAACAAUCACUGGAGCUGCAUUCAGUGAUGUGUGUUUGCGGGAGAGUUAUCGUGACGUCAGAUGCCAAAGCUUUAACUAUGUGUUCACACAAGACAAGUGUGAGCUGAGUAACCGCACAAAGGAAGCCAGGCCUGAAGAUUUUGUACCCAACACUGAGAGAUAUUACUUCAGACGAGAUAUGAAGAGAGGUGAGCAUUAAGGCAAAAUGAUUUGGCCAACUGUUUUAGAGAGGGAGAUAUCGCGUUUUUUCUUCACUUUCUCAUUUUCUAAUUUUUCUAGCUAUUCUCGGUGCCAUUCCAGAGCUGUCUGCCGACUCGUGCAAGGAGAUCAAGGCGAGUGAAGGUGGACAAGCGGUCAGCGGAAAAUACUGGCUGAAUUUCAUCAAACCUGACACUCCUGUGUUGGCUCAUUGUGACAUGAAAACCGAAGGUAGAGUAGGACAGUAAAACAGAAUGGACAUGCACUAAAAAGUAUGUCCCUCGCAUAAAAGCUAAUGGUCAGCUUUUCUCUCAGGUGCAACCCUUUUUUGUUGUUGGUCGUAAGUCUGAUCAUUUGUUGGAGGGAACACUUGGAAAAGAUUGUUACUAUUUCAAAGAAAAUUUAGAAUUUUUCUUGAUCGUAUAAGAUUUUUUCCUUGGAAACUAGUUAUGAAGCUGUAAGGAGCUUUUCUGUCAGCCCUUCCAGAGCAGAUGGCUGACUCUUAAUCUAACAGCAGAAAACUAAAAUCAACUGAAAAUAAAGUCGCAUCACCCACAAAUAAACGCCUGCGCAUUUCCAAACAUGGCGGAUCUUUUUUUAUUAAUCUUAUCUUUUAUCUUAGUUGUUUUUUUUUAUAUCUCAAUCAUGUACGGCACUAGAUGACAGCAAGAAUUGCAUAUUCAUGGAAUCUAAGUUAUUCAACGUAGGAUUUAAUAAAUCUUGACUCGUUCGCAUCCUACUAAGUAAGGUGAAUGCACUGUUCGCUUUAAUUUCCAACACCAAGCAACGAUUCAAUAUGUUAUUGGAAUGAUCUACAUAGAAACUCUUGCAGAGCCUGCUCGAUAAAGCUGUUUGAAAAUCACACCCUUGGGUUUUUUUAAUCAACUGUGACUAACUUGAUAAAAGUGGAUCUGAACAAUAAUUCGCUUAAAAUUGUCCUUCAUUAUCAAUGUAUAUUGUCGCUCUAAACGAUUUGGAUUUUCAUUAACAGAUUCUGACGAAUGUAAUGCCUCAGUUAGCGUUUGCGAUGUGAACGCUGACUGCAAAAACACUCUGGGAUCGUAUCGCUGCUCUUGCAGAGCUGGGUUUUCUGGAAAUGGACGUAGCUGCAAAGGUGGGAAGAAAUUUGAUCAAAAACGUACAUUAAUCAUUAAGCAAUGUCGUUGCAAGGUGUUGUUUCGCUGAGCUUUCUUCAACUAUUACUUUAUAAGAUCUGAAAUUGCUUCGCGUGAACAAUUUAUUCUUCAUUUAAAUGCAAAAGUUCGGUACAAAUGUGAUGAAAUCUUCGUACUGCUUUCUUUCGAUUCGAUAUUCUUUAAUUCUAUCUUGCUGCAAAGAGUUUACUUUGCACAUCAGCGAUGAGUCGGGGCUUCCAUAAUCAACCCUAGACAUUUUACACUUUAUUUUCCAAGUGUUGACCCUAUUCUCAAAAGCGUUUAUUAAGUGUGUAGCUCUCUCGGCUGAUUGUCCAAUUGAAGGUGAUAAAAUACUGGGGAAAAAGAUAAGGGCCACAGAAUUUGCAUAGAAGGAAGAAGAAGAAGUAACUUGGCUUUCCUUUCUUAACAGAUCUUGACGAAUGCAGCGCUUCACCAUCAUUUUGUCCAAUCAAUGCCGAUUGUGAGAACACUGUGGGCUCUUAUCGCUGUUCCUGCAGACCUGGAUUUCUUGGCAAUGCAACAACCUGUUACCGUAAGGAUAUUUGGAUUUUUAACACAGCCAGACUAACUUGUUAUUUUCAACGCUUCAAUUUCAAUUCACACUUUUUGUGCACAUUUUCCUCUAAAAUCUCACAGAUAUCAUGUUCAUAACCAGAAGCCCGUUACUAAAUAGCACAUUUCAGGCGUAAAUACUUUUUUCUUUUUAAAGGUACUUUGAAUCUCAAAACCGAUGGGAGAAGGGGACGCUUCGGCACCAUACAGACCUUCACUGUUCCACGGACCACUCGCUAUCUCAUCAAAGCCUGGGGAGCUCGGGGAGGAACACAUUCAUACGACUAUGGAUACCUUCCAGGAACAUAUUAUGGUGGAAAGGGAGCGUUUAUAGAAGGCAAGUUCAGACUGAACAAUGGAACAGUGUUAAAUAUUGUGGUGGGACAAAGAGGAGGGGAUUCGGUGGAAGUAAAAGGUGGAAAUAGCACUAAAAAGACAGCAGCUCAACUAGGAGUGUCCGUGGAAGACAAUGCUGGCACUGGAGGAGGGGGAGGAAGUUUUGUUUAUACUGCAGAUAAUGUUUUGUUGCUGGCUGCCGGAGGAGGAGGGGGUGCGUCUGGUGGAUAUAAUGGUGUGGAUGGUCAGGCUGGUUCAAAUGGCACCAGUAGUGUGGGGAAAGAAUCCUCACAAGUUCGAAAUGGAGGCACAGGUGGACAGCCAGGUGAAUGCAACAGUAACGGCAGUAACUACCAUGGAGGAGUGGGUGCCGGUUGGUUUGGUCAAGGUUGUGCCCGACUAGGCACCUCCCAUGGGGAAAGAGGUGGAUCACGUGCUGAAGGCUGGAUUGGAGGUCAAGCCGGAGAUAUGAAUAGUGGUAAUAACGGGGGCCCUGCACCAGGAGCAGUUGGUGGGUUUGGUGGUGGAGGAGGUGGAUCAGAGGAUAAUGGUGCAUCAGGCGGAGGUGGUGGUUACUCUGGGGGAGGUAGUGGUACCAGUUGGAAUCAAGCCGGAGGUGGAGGAGGCUCGUACUGUAAUGGCGAAGAUUGUUCCGGUUUGACUGGUGGGAACUCGAAUGAUAAUGGCCUUGUACAAAUUAUAGAAUUGUAG
Messenger RNA from Pocillopora meandrina, 5069 nucleotides. The record is from the annotation of a GenBank genome assembly. Lineage: Eukaryota; Metazoa; Cnidaria; Anthozoa; Scleractinia; Pocilloporidae.